AUGCAACCGGGGGUUAAUAUCCAACAAGUUCAACAAUUUGCAACAUGGUUGGCUGAUAUUGGUGAUGGCAAAGUCGGAGGACCCAACGAUGGUUAUGCAAAUGUGCAAAUCCCCUCUGAGAUGUUAUUGCCAUCAACAGGUGAAAAUAUAUCAACAAUUGUUGAUACCAUAUUUCCAUUGUUCAAGGAAAGGGGAUGCGAUGAAGAGUACAUGAAAAGCCGUGCCAUACUAGCUCCAACACUUGAUGUCGUCAAUGCCAUCAAUGAAUAUAUGAGUGACUUGCAUAUUGCUGAGAGCAAGACUUACCUAAGUUGUGACAUGGUAUGUAAAUCAGAUUCAAGUAAUGGUGUACUUUCUGAUAUGCAUACUCUUGAAUUUCUAAAUGGUCUGAAAGCCUCUGGCAUACCAAAUCAUGCAUUAACGUUAAAGGUUGGAUCACCAAUAAUGCUCUUGAGGAACAUAGAUCACGCACUUGGACUUUGUAAUGGAACAAGACUGAUGAUUACAAGGUUAUCUAAUCAUGUUGUUGAAGCAAAGAUUGUAACUUGGAACAAUGCCGGUGAGAUUGUUUUGAUACCAAGAAUGUCAAUGACACCGACUGAUAUAAGGUUACCAUUUAAAUUCCAAAGAAGAAAAUUCCCUAUAAUGUUGUCCUAUGCAAUGACUAUAAACAAAAGUCAAGGUCAAACAUUUUCACAUGUAGGGUUACUUUUAAGGAAGCCAGUGUUUGUCCACGGUCAACUUUACGUUGCUGCUUCAAGGAUUAGUAACCCAAAAGGUUUGAAAAUCUUGAUAGCCAAUGAAGGGGCAGAUAGUAAUAAUCACACUACUAAUGUUGUAUACCAUGAAGUGUUUAAUAAUUUGUAA
Messenger RNA from Ipomoea triloba (trilobed morning glory), 867 nucleotides. RefSeq lists its product as uncharacterized. The transcript has a single exon. NCBI's taxonomy places the organism in Eukaryota, Viridiplantae, Streptophyta, Magnoliopsida, Solanales, Convolvulaceae. The record is from RefSeq and is a predicted model, not a curated record. The coding region runs from base 1 to 867 and encodes 288 amino acids.